Messenger RNA from Fusarium redolens, 843 nucleotides. RefSeq names its product prion-inhibition and propagation, helo domain-containing protein. Lineage: Eukaryota; Fungi; Ascomycota; Sordariomycetes; Hypocreales; Nectriaceae. The record is from RefSeq and is a predicted model, not a curated record. The coding region runs from base 145 to 750 and encodes 201 amino acids. The transcript is spliced from 3 exons.
GCGGGCCCUGACCACGGUGGACACAAAAAUACGACAAGGCUGUCGCACCCUGCUGGAAGCACUCGGGCAGGGGUGGUUGAGGGUCGGUUAUAAGGCAAGGAACCCCUCACCAGCUCAGACCUGUCAGAUCAACGACACCUCGCCAUGGAGCCCGCCGGCCUCGUCAUUGGGGUCGCUGGGCUCGCUGGGCUAUUCAACUCCUGCCUGGAAGCCGUUGACAAGGUACAAUCCUACCAAACAUUCGGAACUGACUCGCACGUUCUAGUUACUCGAUUCAAGGCUGCCAAAACCCGCUUCGAACGAUGGGGCCCGGGUGUAGGGAUCAAGCAAGGCAAUCUGCUCCCCAAUCAUCACCCUGCCCUAGACGACAACGACACGUCCGCGGUGGUGACGGACUUGCUAUAUAUAAUCAUCAAGGCUAUUUGCGAUGCGAGCAACGCGCCCCAACGCCGUACUCGGGCCACCGGGCCAGACGUCAAUGACUCGUCGGGCUUGCACGAGCCGGGGCUCCCCUUCGCUGCGGCGUCCCGGUCGAGACGAGGGAAGAUGUCCUGGGCACUCUGGGGCAAAAGAGGGCGCGUUGAACAGGUCGAAUUAUUCGAAAAGCUGGUUCAAGAACUGCACAACCUGGUGCCCCCGACUACUGGGGAGAGUACACGACCGACACACAAGCCGGACCCAGGAUGCACCGAUACGCUCGGACAAGGGGCCUGCCGAGAUACGACGGAUCCUCGCUCGGAUCGAAGGUGAAGUUAGAGCCGAGACGCGACGGGAACUCCACUCCUGGCUCGGCCGCUCUCUCCCGCAAAGAUGUUGCUGUCCCAUGUCGUCAAUGAUGACAAU